Molecule: messenger RNA, 2227 nt
Organism: Gamsiella multidivaricata
Lineage: Eukaryota; Fungi; Mortierellomycota; Mortierellomycetes; Mortierellales; Mortierellaceae
Product: XRN 5'-3' exonuclease N-terminus-domain-containing protein
Exons: 5
Coding region: 81-2102 (673 amino acids)
Biological process (GO): nuclear-transcribed mRNA catabolic process; rRNA catabolic process
Cellular component (GO): nucleus
Molecular function (GO): RNA binding; 5'-3' RNA exonuclease activity
Source: RefSeq, a predicted model, not a curated record
AGCGGACAUUGUGGGUGUCAAGAGGAUGGAGUUAAGUUUACUCUUGCGAGAAGUUGGUGGCGUGCCCUGUUAAUAAAAGGAUGCUGUGUAAAACGUGUAAAUCGCUCUGCCCUGAAUCCCCUGAUAUACCGCAGUAUAGACUAAACCUUGUGCAGGCCAAAUCCACACUUUCCUCUUCGCUUCCAUCGAUCCUCUUCUGCCCCUGCACCCUUGCAUCCUCAUUCCCCUUUGCAGAAUCCGAACAUCUAAUCAUGGGUCUGAAGCAAGUUCACUUUAUCGACUGGUUCCAGGCAAAGUUCCCGAUGGCCGUGAGGAGCGUCCUCAACCAAGAGGGCUCCCAGUUCGACUCGGUAUUUAUCGACGUCAAUGGCAUCCUACAUCCUGCCGUCCGAACCGCCAAAAAUGAAGCCAUGUUCGUCAAAAAGCUGUUCUCAAUCCUCGACAAACUGCUGACCCAGUUUAUUCCGAACAGGAUCUGCUAUCUCUCAGUCGAUGGGCCGGCCCCAGUUGCUAAAAUGCUCACUCAGAAAGCCCGACGUGCUUCAAAGGGCUCCAAAGGGAAAUCCGAGGGCAUGAGCACACUUCACAUCACCCCAGGAUGCCCUUUCAUGACCCGCUUGGAACAUUACCUGAGCUACUACUCUGUCCGCUAUCUACAGCACCGACGUCUACUCGGGAUUUCUCCUGAUCUCAAGUUCAUAAUUGACCAUUCAAACAAUCCUGGAGAAGGAGAGAGUAAAAUUAUUGAAAAUAUUGUGCAGCAGGCAGCGAGCAUACGCGGACGACCCUGUGCGAUCCUCAGCAUGGACUCGGACGCCGUACUACAGGCGAUUGCUCUCGGCAUGCCCAAUAUGUAUGUUAUUCGCAAGGAUUCGCCCUUCACGCCUGCGAUCGUCAUCUCAAUCGACCGAUUCAUGAAUGCACUCGAGAGGAUGUUUCCAAGCGAUUCGAACCAGAUCCGCCUGGAUUUCUGCGCCCUGUGCCUGUUCCGGGGAAAUGACUAUCUCCCUGGACUGUUUGUGGGUCUGGAUCGGCUGUGGGAUGUGUACUUGUACACAAAACUCGUUGAUCCGGUGAUUCGACAAAGAGGAGCGCUGCGAUUUCUGGUCAGCGCAGAGAGCAAAACCUUCGACUUGUUUUUCUUAAAACAACUGAUACUCAACUCGUACAUGAAUCCUAAAGAUCUGAGGGCCAAGGUGUCGGAUAUCGGACGGCAGCAACCGAUACAGCAACUUCAGCGACAACUAAAGCAAAUGGGACUACAAAGUUUAAACAGUCUGGACCAACAGAAAGAAGUACGCCAGCAAAAGCAGCAAAAUAUCUCGACUCUCAGUCCUACCAUCAAAGAACCGCGACGCUCAGUUUCAGAAUAUGAAGAUGAAAGCGACAUGGAGUCAUUGGAUGAGGAGGAUGACAAUUUUUCCGUCGACGAGGAAAGGGACGGCGGGAGCGAUUCUUCAGAAGAUUCCAGCACGGAUAGCGAGGAGACUUCUGAGAAGGAGGGCGAUCCGAGGCACUACUCUGUCAAGCAGUUUUUGGACGGAGUUCUGUGGAACCUCGAGAUGUAUUGCACAGGAAAAUGCCCCGAUGUUUCGUUCUGCUACAAUUACCGGCAAGGUCCACCGCGAAGGGCCCUAGUAGAUUAUGUGAAUACUAUUGCCAGCAUCAGCCAUCAUUCCAAUCUGCAUCCCAGAACCACCAAGGACAUUGUGAGUAUAGCAAGGAGCGACAAGAAAUAUGUACAUCCGCUUGUCUGCGCUUUAAUCCUACUUCCUCCAAACAUUAGUGCGCAGUACCUACCCCAAGCCAUUGCAGCCGUGCAGACACAGAUCGUCCCGCCCGGCUCAUCCAGUUACCUAACGCAGGAAGAGUUGGAGAUAAUCGACCUCAAAGUCCAGACACUUAUUGACAUUCUUGGAUCGUCGGACAAGGCUCACGACGCCGCGAUUGCCAAGGAUCUCUCAGUCUUGUAUACAACACGCUCGCCUUACAUUUGGACCCGAGUUCGCUGCGUGAACCCUCGUGCCAGACUCACGCUAAUGCCGCAAAACCCCAAUGUGAUUAUCGAUGAAGCGAACGCUAAGGCUCGACUUUUUCUUUGACAUAAAUAUAGGAUAAAGAGAGUGAAGGCAUGUAUGCAUGUAUGGGAUAAGAUAAUGGAAAUGAAGGAUGCGGAACAAAAACCAAGCACAAAGAAAAAGGAAGAAAAAGAAAUGAACAAUGCAGA